Messenger RNA from Mugil cephalus (flathead mullet), 2107 nucleotides. RefSeq names its product serine palmitoyltransferase, long chain base subunit 1 (gene sptlc1). NCBI's taxonomy places the organism in Eukaryota, Metazoa, Chordata, Actinopteri, Mugiliformes, Mugilidae. The record is from RefSeq and is a predicted model, not a curated record. Gene Ontology annotation, molecular function: serine C-palmitoyltransferase activity; pyridoxal phosphate binding. Gene Ontology annotation, cellular component: endoplasmic reticulum. Gene Ontology annotation, biological process: sphingosine biosynthetic process; ceramide biosynthetic process. The coding region runs from base 51 to 1469 and encodes 472 amino acids. The transcript is spliced from 15 exons.
GUGGAACGCAAAUGCAGCAUUGCUGGUGACGUUGCGGAAGAAAGAUAAACAUGGCGUCCGGGCAGCAAUGGGUGUUGGUGGAAAUGGUGCAAGCCUUUUACGAGGCUCCUGCUUAUCACCUGAUUCUGGAGGGGAUCCUCAUUCUGUGGAUCAUCAGGCUUCUUUUCUCUAAGACCUACAAACUUCAUGAAACAUAUAGACUGACAGAGAAGGAAAAGGAGGACCUGAUUGAAGAGUGGCAACCAGAGCCUCUCGUUCCCCCCAUCUCCAAAGAGCAUCCCUCCCUCAAAUAUGAUGUUGUGACAGGACCGCCUAGUCACAAAAUCAUAAUCAACGGAAAAGAGUGCAUUAACUUUGCAUCCUUUAACUUCCUGGGUCUCCUCGACAAUGAGCGCGUUAAGCAAAAGGCUUUAUCAUCACUGAAGAAAUAUGGUGUGGGCACGUGUGGUCCGAGAGGCUUCUACGGGACCUUUGAUGUCCAUUUGGAGCUAGAGAGUCGUCUGGCCAAGUUUAUGAAAACAGAAGAGGCCAUCAUCUAUUCAUAUGGCUUUGCAACUAUUGCUAGUGCCAUCCCUGCCUACUCCAAGAGGGGGGACAUCAUCUUUGUGGAUGAGGCAGCUUGCUUCUCCAUCCAGAAAGGUCUUCAGGCAUCCCGCAGCUUCAUCAAAUACUUCAAACACAACGACAUGGAGGAUCUGGAACGGCUGCUGAAGGAGCAGGAGCUGGAGGACCAGAAGAAUCCUCGUAAAGCUCGUGUGACCCGGAAGUUCAUCGUGGUGGAGGGGCUGUAUAUCAACACUGCAGACAUCUGUCCUCUUCCUGAACUGGUGAAGCUCAAGUACAAGUAUAAAGUGCGGAUCUUUUUGGAGGAGAGCAUGUCGUUUGGUGUGCUGGGAGAGCACGGCCGAGGCGUCACAGAGCACUUCGACGUCAACAUAGAUGACAUCGAUCUGAUCAGUGCCAACAUGGAGAAUGCUGUGGCCUCUAUCGGAGGCUUCUGCUGCGGACGCUCCUUCGUCAUCGACCACCAGCGCCUCUCAGGCCAAGGCUACUGUUUCUCCGCCUCACUGCCUCCAAUGCUGGCUGCUGCUGCCAUUGAGGCUCUCAACAUCAUGGAGGAAGAUCCAGAUAUUUUCACUGUCCUGAGAGAAAAGUGCAAGCAUGUUUACAACGCUUUACAGGGAACUCCAGGUCUGAAGUUAGUAGGAGUACCAUUUGCCCCGGCUCUUCACUUACAGCUGGAGAAAAGUUCAGGCUCCAGAGAAUCCGACAUACAGCUGCUCCGUUCUAUUGUAGAUUAUUGUUUGGAAAGACAUGUGGCUCUGACUCUGGCUCGAUACUUGGAAAAAGAGGAGCGCUUCCUCCCCCCACCCAGUAUCAGAGUGGUGGUCACCAUCGAACAGACGGAGGAUGACAUCCAGAAGGCUGUGUCUUGCGUCAAAGAAGCAGUUUCAGCCCUUCUCAAGUGACAUUGUAGUGUUAAUCAUUGCUGAACAUAAGCAGACGUCACUGGGGCUUUAUCAGGAGCCCCACUCCGUUGUUUAGGUAGGACAUCACUGUGAGGGCAACACUCCCACCGAACGCUCUCAUCCACAGACUGUGAGCUCUACACACUGAAUGUGUCAUGAGGACCUCGUCUAAUAAAUACACGACUCCUGGCCUUUUUAAUCGUCUUUUAUUCAUUUGCCUUUUUUCAUUUUGAUCAUGUCUUAUAAAACACUUUGCUGUUUGUGUGUGUGGGCCUACAGCAGGACUGACCGUGCUUGUCUUUCUCCUAUGAUUAAGAAUGGCACCCAUGAAAUACUAAACUAAAAAUGUGAUGAUGAGAACUAGACUUGAUAUCCACAGACCAAAUGACAUGUUGCUUUUUAUGUACUGACCAAAGAGGAGACUCUGUGCCCAUUGUGUUAUUUAAUAUGUCUGCAGUCUACUAGUACAGAAAAUGUAUGGUUGUGUUUUUAUAUGCCACUGAUUGUUUUACUGCAAAUACAUUGAUUUUUACUUCUGCAUUAUUUGAUCUGUUUUUCAGUUGAUGUUACUUUUCUUAUGCGAGAGGUCACUGCAUCUCUGGCCACUUUUAUCAAAAGUAAAUGUAUCUGAUUCAAAA